Molecule: messenger RNA, 9437 nt
Organism: Sycon ciliatum
Lineage: Eukaryota; Metazoa; Porifera; Calcarea; Leucosolenida; Sycettidae
Product: mucin-2-like
Exons: 2
Coding region: 3363-8234 (1623 amino acids)
Source: RefSeq, a predicted model, not a curated record
UUUUUGUUCACACGCACUCACAGCUGCCACAUUCAUCUACUGCUACCAUUCUCAGAUACACUGCAAAGGUUCACACUACACGCGUUAUGCAUAACCGCUAGCUGUGCUGCAUUCUCACGCUUCUUUUCAUAUUACUCUAGCUAUAUAACUGGUUGUUUUAGUGAUUCUUACUAUGUGACGAUGUUCCACUGAUGAUGGUCACACGAAAACGUUCUGGAAUUGUUUCAUUUUAAUUGUUUAUACAUGGUUAUGAGUGCACAAUUGAUAUUUUUCAUUGCUAUUUUACGACUGUUGUCUCCUCGUCGGUUAUCUCAUUCAAUAGAAUUGGAUUUACGGAGACAUGUUGACAAGAGUCCACAACCAAGAGUACAAGCAAACAAACAAACAAACAAACAAGCAAACAACCAAGAGUAUGUAACUGUGCAGAUACUGUAAACCGUGAAAUUAUUGCAAUGGUCUAAUUUCUGCGAAAUUCGCGACCGCGUGGAAAUCGCGAAAUUUAGACAGCGCGAAAAGGAGAUCCAUAAAAGGUUUAGCAUGAAUGCCACAGUAGCAAAUUCUGCAAUCGCAAAAUUAAAACCUCGCAAAUCUGUCCGGAUUCUGGAAACGCGAACUAAAAACGCCGCGAAAAUUUCACGCUUUACAGUACCCAAGUUACGGGUCAGUCCGCGGCACACUCCCUUCAUUACGUAACCUACCUGCAUCACGCCCUGGAGGGAAUGGAAAGGGAAAGUCUAAAGAUAAAUUAGCUGUCACCGCCAGGAUCCAGGACUCAAAUCAAGGACCUUCGCCUUAAAAGGCCAGCGACGCUGUAGCCACUGAGCUAUGGUGUGGUCAUAGCGACGCUCUAGCCACUGAGCUAUGGUGUAGUCGUAGCGACGCUCUAGCCACUGAGCUAUGGUGUAGUCAUAGCGAUGCUCUAGCCACUGAGCUAUGGUGUAGUCAUAGCGGCACUAGCCACUAUGCUAUGGUGUAGUCAUAGCGACGCUCUAGCCACUGAGCUAUGGUGUAGUCAUAGCGAUGCUCUAACCACUGAGCUAUGGUUAGGGAUAUCAGCAAACACACUGCGCACGGGGUUUGCGCAGUUUUCAGCGCUACCAUACCAAUGUACGGACUGGCGGGGACAAAAAAUUGACGCAAAUAAAAUGGCGACUGGUCGAACGUGGCUCGCGACCUACAUAAUUAUUUGAAUAAUUUGAAAACACAUACUGCUGUGAACAGACCCCCAUUGUUUCGAUUCUGAUGAUGUCCGACUACUGUGCACCUCACUUUGGGCAUCCUCUGCCAGCAAUUACACUAACGAACUUAUACAAAAUCACAGUAUUAAAAAUCGGUGAAGGACAACAGGCCCAUGUUCGUCGAUCGUCCAAGCUUCUUCAUCUUCCUGAGUUCUUCUUGAAUGAUCGACCUUGUGAACUUUCGACCUCUGGGACCUUGGAUUGCUUCGGUCAAUUUUUUUCUUGCUUGGCACAUGGAUAGAUCCAUGGGUGAGGUACCAGUUCACCAAAAAUUAGAAGAUUUCUCCGGUGGGAACGUUGUAAAAAAUCGCCUUCGAUUCACCCAUGCUCCUUGGGCAUCGAAGGACAAAUUUGAAAAUUCGUCUGAAGAAAGUCCUGGGGCUCGGCUCAUCUGUAGUUGAUCGCGUGGCUGUUACCGUAGGCAUGUCACUCUCUACCCACGAAUCCUUCACCAGCAGCGAAUAUACGAAGCAAUCAACGAAACGGCAGAUCCUGAGCGCAAGGUUCCGACUUCAGCCGCCAUUCUCCUUCUUCUCCAUCAAGACUCCUUCCAGUUUCCCGGCAAAAAUAUUCAUUUUCUGACUUGGACUUUUCUGGCCGCGCGCGUGGCAUGCUGACAUGUACAAAAUUCGAUUACAUCAUAACUGCGCAAACCCUCUGCGCAGUGUGUUCGCUGAUAUCCCUACUAUGGUGUAGUCAUCAUCCAGUGCUAGUUUCCUAAACACAAAGCACGCUGGUAUACUUGCAGUCAUGACUAGUGGCUAUGCUUGUUAGGAUGCUAGUAUCUCCAUCUGCCCCGCUGACGUCUGGCUGCCAAUCCAGCUGAUCAUCAUGCGACAAGUAGCUUUGGGCUCUACGGGCAGGGGUGGAGAUGGCUGUUGCCACAGUUGCUGCCGGUGUGCAAGUGCCAAGACCUGCUUGCCACAUUCCUACACACACGCACACGCUGCACACACUCUUGUUCAUGAGAUGCGAGAAGUGAUAGCACCUGCUACAUGUAGUGCAGAAUGAAUGCAUACUGAUGGGCAGUGUGUACAUUGUUUCAUCAUCACGUCGGCAUCAAAUACAGUGCUAACAAGUAGUGAAAUCCAACCCCAUGAAUAUAACAGCAUUGCUGGCCUUACACUACGAACAGUCAGAUGUGCAGUGAACAUGCCUAUGCUUUAUUCAUGAUGUUGGAUUCCACUUUCUGCAACUGUAACUCCAUGUGUGUGUUCGUUUACAAAAUAAGACAUGUGCAGUACAUCCAUACAUACAUGCAUGCUAUGGCCAGGCCUAGUUAUAAUCUACCGCGUCGUGAAUGGCCUAUAUCAUCUGUUGGUGGCCCUGGUGGCUGGUGACCAUCUGUUCCAGGAAGCUGCCAGGAAGGAAACCUGGUGCUGUUGUUGCACGCUGCCCUGGCACGUCUGUGACUGUUGUGUGUAUCUGGUUGAUUUGGAGCGGGUAGGUGUGAUUGUGCGCUUAUUUUGAUGUGUGAAGAGUAUGUGUGACUGGCAGUGUUCCAUGCCUCGUGUACGGUAAUUACACUACUGCAUGUACAUGUAUUUGCUGGUGCUGGUUGCACUUCACCGUUGCUUUGAUGCCAGCCGUGUCUCGUUUGGUAACCAGAAGCCGUGCUAUCAGGUGAUGUUACUGUACAGCGGUGUUGACAGCUGAAAAGCAGUUGACCGAGGUGGAGCUGUGAGCUUGCUCAGCACCUUGGCCAGCAGCAAGGCAUGCAGUUGAUGAAAACAUUGAUCUCUGCUCCCCACUUCUGUUGAUGAGUGAGUGGCUUGUGACCUUCAGUUGUCUUCUGCAGCAAGUUAGUCUGUUUGUGCCUCAGUGUUGGCUUCUUCAGGGUAGUAGUUUGUUUGGCAGGUUGUACUGUAAUUUCUAAUGAAACCUAGUAGAUUUCCUCUGUACAGUGAGAGAAAGAAAAUACAGGGUGGCCGUGACUGAGGAGUGCUUCUCAUUGCUUCCGUGUCCUGAAGUGCCAGUGUGUGCCUGGGGUGUGGCAGCUAAGUAGUGCUGCUACUGUUUCUGCUACUGCUACUGGUGAUGCUGUCUCGCUAGUGUUCCAAGACUGUCAAACUGUGAGACUUCGGGUGGGUGUGUCGUGUGUGAUCAUCUGCAACUUGUCGCACUAUGAGCAGUAGCCGUGUUGGCUCAAGCAGGGCCUCUGUCUAUGGCAAGAAGGCUGUGCCAUUGCCCAAUAAAGACCCUUGGGAUCCACAGAAACAUGGUGCCGAUGCAAAUGCUGCUGCUGCGGCUGGUGCUGCUGGUGGUGGUGGUGCAGGGUCAAGAUCCUCAUUGUCUCCUCAAUCAUCAACCAAGCAAAGUAGUGCUGGCGGAAUGCCGCCACAGCCAGCCCGCCGCAAGAGUUCGCAUAAGCAGCAUGCUGCACGCAAGCCAUUGCCCAAGAUGUCGAGCAUUGACGAAUCGAAGAACAAUGAAGAAGUGACAGCGCCUAUGUCCCUGCUUGAUUUCUUCUCAUCUAGCUCUCAAGCUGAUCUGCUGCCCAUGGUCGUCAAUGUGAAGGAGGAUGCUGCGUGCGAUGUUGUCUCUCUGGUACGUGCCACUACUAAGAAGAGUAGCUUGUCCAAUGGCUGCUUCCCAUCUUCGGCUAGCCGUGAACACCACAGCAGCACUGGUAGUGAUGCUGCUGCUGCUGCUGCGCUGGACGAGCCGAUCACACACAUCACUGUGUCGCAAGUGUCUGACCGGCGUACGCUGACUGCCGACACACGGCUGGCACUGAUCAGCAUUGCGGAGGAGAACCGCGACGUUGACAUUGAACUCUCCAGCCAGGUGCAGCAGUCAGUACCUGCCAAAGGAAAGUACGGCGCCUGGACAAAGUAUAAGGCAGCCUGUGGCGGUAGCUCGUCUUUCCAGGCGUAUUUCCUCUACGAGCUAGUACAGCAGCAGCAGACACAAGCUGCAAAAGCAUCUGGAUGGUCGGCAAUAAGGCAGGCAGUGGGUGGUACUGAUUCUGGCCCUUCGCCAAGCUGUGUAUGUCACUACGACGAAGAUCAUGUGUAUCGUGAUUUGGCCAGUCUGCUGUGUUCGCCUUCAUCCUCGCCCGCUUUGUCUAGCCACGCCGAUAUCAGCAUGCGGUAUAGACGGCGUUUCAUUGUGCCUCACGAGACUCAGCUUUCAACGGGAUACCUGCUGCCGCCCGACUCUGAGCUGGUGGUGGCAGUGAGUGACGAAGCUCUAUCCAAACUGGUUGGCCAGCAGAGCAAUGAACGCCUGGACACGGCCGGCAAUGAUGAGCAGUGUGUAGCAUGCUGGCUGCUGGAGAGGCCUGGCAUCACACUGCCCGCGACGAGCAGUCGGCGGCGUGCAUCGUUCGUGUCCGUGCCUCUGCACGCCCAGAUGACAUGCAUGCCAAGCGAUGCCAGUCACUGCACCAUCCUGCACUAUGCACAGCUGGUGGAGUACAUGCGCACUCUGGACAAAUCCGUUGUGAUGCGGCAAGCCUUUGCCUAUCCACUGCUGCAACGCGGCAAGGAUUUCAAGCAGCUCUUUCCCAGUGCCACAACAAUCUGCAAAGACGAAGAGUUUGUCGAGUGUGUCACUGUGGCUAGGCACAUGUCGGUGGUUUGUGCGUCGCAGCUGGAGCUCUUCCGCGUGUCCGUCAACUCUGGCUUGACUGUUGCUCGCUUGCCAGGCUCGGCAAGCGAUGGUCUGUACCGAGCCACCUGCCUGUAUCUGAGCAAGCUGGCUGUUCCUGGUGGCCUAGUGACGGGCGUUGCCAUUCCCAACCGCCGUGCCACUGUGCACGUCUCCACAAAUGAAUACUCUCUGCCGUUUGACGUGGCCACCAGUGUGCCGAGUGGUGGCUGGUGCACCUUGCCUCGCUCCACUGCGCGCGGCAAGAACCCUGCUGCCAAGUCCAUGCCGUCCUCCCCGGUACUGCUGACCAGGCGAGCCAGUGACUUCACCACCACCAGCAGCAGCAGCAGCAGCUCACAGCCGGAUUUUCUGCGCGAGCACUUGCUUUCCGGGAAAGAUGCGGACCCGGAUUGUGAUGCUCCGAGAAGCAAGUCGGCCUUCGCGUUCCGCUCGCCAAGCCCAUCACACCGUGAACGAUUGGAGAGCUCAUUCAGCACAAUGUCCUAUGACAUGCUGGAUGACUGCCAGAAGUUCAACAAUUCAGGAACCUUUGAGCCCGUCGAUUCGCCGAAACUGACCACUGCCGGCAGCGGCACUAAAAGCAAAGUGAAGACUGCUUUCGACACCAUGCCCAAUGUGCGCGCUGCGAUCAGUUCUGUGCUGCCGAACCGCACGAAGGGCCGAACCAGCACCAGCAACACAGCCCUGUGGCACUUGUCCGAUGAUGCAGCAGCAGCCACUGGUACUGGUGUCAGUGCCACCACCAAUGCUGCAGUUCAGGAUGAUAGCGCAGAACCUGGCAAUGGUGGUGGUGGUGGCGUUGGCGUUGGCGGCAGCUCUGCUACUGAUGCUGACAACUCUGCUCAGGGAGUUUCCUAUUCAGUGAGUGAUGUGACUGUGGACAUGGACACUACAAUACCACGUGCUACAAAGGCGACGCCCUCGGCGGAUGAAUCGUCUAAAGCGUCAAAAGUGGAAGCACAGAGCGGCGGGGGUGCUGAUGCUGGGUCCCGCAGUGCAGUUUCGCGCUCGACUUCGUUUGUUGGCGCGGUCAAGCAGACUAUGACGUUACGAUCUGCCAUCGGUAGCCUGCGCAAGAGGAGGCCAAGCGGUGAGCCACCGCCGGCACCAAGCAGUGCGUUUAAUGAGUACAAACCGUCGGGCACCGUCACCGCUGCUGCUGCCAGCACAUUUUCUACUGUUGGACAAGCUAGUGAGGUAACCCUAGCUAGUGCAGUUGUGGGACAUGCGCUCAUUAUCGAAAGCGAAUACUCUGAGCCGCUUUGCUCUAUUGCACCGAAAGUGAUGGCGCCAUUGCCUACGGCUUCAAAUGCAUCCAUGGGUAUUAGCAGUGUUACGGGCAAUGCUACCAGUGCUGUAAGCUGUACCACUAGUGCUGGUAGUCAUGUGACAGCUGACCGGACUAGCACUGCCAAUGCCAGUGCUGUUCCUGGUGAUGAGCCCAGUGGCCCAACUACUCACUCUACCACCACAAGCGCCACCAAACAGAAGUCAGUAGCUGCUGCAGAUGUGUCUGCGUACGAAGUGAUCCCGUUCCAUCCUAUUGCGGAUGUGAGAGCAGCGGUCGCUGUGCCCAGAGCAAGGUCGCCAGGCGUUGCCUCGUCUAAAGUACACACAUUGGAUAGUGCUGAACCUAAAGCAAAGCCAGCGAAUGUCUCUGUGCCGAAGACUAGACCACCAGAAGCACCCAAAGCAAAGGCAGUGGAUAUCACCGCACCAAAGACUAAACCACCGGAAGCACCCAAAGCGAAGGCGGUGGAUAUAACCGCACCAAAGACUAGACCACCAGAAGCACCCAAAGCAAAGGCAGUGGAUAUCACCGCACCAAAGACUAAAUCACCAGAAGCACCCAAAGCAAAGGCAGUGGAUAUAGCUGCACCAAAGACUCAACCACCGGAAGCACCUAAAGCGAAGCCACAGGCAGCUACACACCGUUCGGGAUCGCCAUUACGUACUCCGUCUGCGUAUCACGGUAGACCGCCACCACCUGCCCCGCCAACCAAGGCACAGCGCAAUACAGGACGUGGUUCCCCAGUUCCAAUGGGGACGUCCAGUGGCACGCCAGUUGAACUACAAUCCACUGCAGUUCAUGCAGCUAGGCCAAGGCGGGCGUCUGUUGAUAAUGAAUUGGCCGUACGGGAUCACGGCGCCGGCGUUUUGGCUGCUGUUGCUACCUCUGCUGGUGGUGGUGGUAGUGGUGCUCUGGCUACUGUAAAAUUCGGCACUGGAACCUACGAAGACCCUGAAGCGAUCAAGCCUCUUGUAUCACCAGUGGAUAAGCGACGUGGCUCCUGUCCGGAUGUCUUUCGCCUGGGGGAGUUCUCUCUAACAGGCAAGCAGCCAGCCGUGACUGCGCAAAGCACUGCCGUAGCUGAAAGCGAGUACUGCUUGGCACAGCCAGCCGUGACUGCGCAAAGCACUGCCGUAGCUGAAAGUGGGUAUUGCUUGGCACAGCCAGCCAUGACUGCGCAAAGCACUGCCGUAGCUGAAAGUGAGUACUGCUUGGCACAGCCAGCCUCGACUGUGCAAAGCACUGCCGUAGCUGAAAGUGAGUAUAGCUUGGCAGGCGAGCCCUUGUCACAAGUCAACAAGGCUUCAGCACCUGUCCGACGCCGUGAAUACCUGCCGGCGGCUGUGCUAGCAAGCCAGGAGAACACGACCGUGCCAGCUGCUGAAAGUGAGUAUUCCUUUGCGGGGGAUUACAGUGCGACUGCAAUCAGUCAGCAAUUAUCCCAGAGCAAUGCCGGUGGUGAUGAUGAUGGUGACAUCGGCGCUGGCUACUUUGCGGUGGUUGAAAAUCACGGCCAUCCCACGCUAGCCGUCGAGCCUGACCCUAAACCUCGUGUUAGCUACUCCUUUGGUCUCGAUGAGCAUCGGUCUGCAACACUGGGACGCCCUCGCAGUCGCAAUGUUCAUCAGGACAUUACCAUCCAGCGCACAGCUGCUCUCUUCAGAUCCGCUAGCCAAAAGGUUAAGUCAGUGUCUGCUGUACCCAAAGCAAGGAAACCGCCGCCAGCACCAAAGCCCUACCGGACGCCAGCCACUAAUAAUCUGUCUGCCAUCACGUCUUCGAGCGCGGAGAGCCACGCAACAGAGCCAUCUUCUGCAGAUGCUGUAGGUUGCACUCCGAGCAGUAGGGUGACAAGUAGCUAUGUGGGCAAUGUAGCUUCACCACUCUCUGCACCCGUGGCAGCCAAGAGAAGUCCUCGGCUCACGCGUCACACGUCCUCCGCCAACGAUGUUCUGAAAGACUUUCUGACCACCGUCAAGCCUCCAAGUGCACCACCGCAAACACGAGCGCCGGAACGUAAUGUCUCCUUCACAUCCUUCCAGCCGUUUGUAUCGUCAUCAUCAGCCCGUGUAGAGGAAGAAGGAGAGUAGUGACCCGCUGUGCGUUUCUUGCUUGUCAACGGCAGGUUGUUGCUGCUUGCUAGCUAGCUGCCUGUAUGCCACACUGAGCCAUGUGUUAUGCUGGAGUAUGUCUUGAGCCGUGGCCCAAGGUGCACUGGGAAGUAUGUAAUGCCGAUGUCAUUGAGUAUGUAAUGCCGAUGUCAUUGAGAGUGUUCCUACUCUACUACAUGCAAAGUAGACGAUCACAAGUAACUGUAGUUGGUGCCGUCAAGCCUAUAAUUAUCCGCCCACAGAGGCCCCGAGCAAAGAGUGAACAGUUGCCCGUUUGCUUCUUGUGUCACCAGGUUAGCUGGGGCCCACACGCACUUGUUUGUUGUUUAGUGAGUCGUGGAAUGUUUCUUUUCUCGAGCUUUGCGUGGCAGUAAGCAGUGUGUUUAGCCACUAGCCUGUUAAAUGUACUAGCAGGACUGGUAAAACACUUGCUUUGUGAAUCAUUUGGAAAACUAGAACUGGCUCUUGACUUCUCCAAAAUUCUUGCAGAGAUUGUUUUGUUCCCCCUCCAGUGUCUGGAAACAGAGAUUGUUUUGUUCCUCCUCCAGUGUCUGGAAACAGAUAUUGUUUUGUUCCCCCUCCAGUGUCUGGAAACAGAGAUUGUUUUGUUCCCCCUCCAGUGUCUGGAAACAGAGAUUGUUUUGUUCCCCCUCCAGUGUCUGGAAACAGAGAUUGUUUUGUUCCCCCUCCAGUGUCUGGAAACAGAGAUUGUUUUGUUCCCCCUCCAGUGUCUGGAAACAGAGAUUGUUUUGUUCCCCCUCCAGUGCCUGGAAACAGAGAUUGUUUUGUUCCCCCUCCAGUGUCUGGAAACAGAGAUUGUUUUGUUCCCCCUCCAGUGUCUGGAAACCUGCUGCUAGUACAAUCAUGUUUUGAUUACUCUCCACUUCAAGUUCCUCUUUUCUCUCUUCUGCUCUUCCUUUUGGUAAGCCGGCUGUCUGUCAAUUUUUCGUGUCUGGGCAAAAUGCCCUGAACCAUCUUACCAUUACCCUCCUGGGAACAUCACUUUUUUAAUCAACGGCCGGCUAUGUGAACUUGCUUCAAGGCAAUUAUGCCAGCUGGCGGUUUGUUGUCUUUGCAGAGUUGAUAAUAUUUACAUGCAUUCAUUGCUCUCUUGUCUCUUGUCUAGCCACUCACUGUACAUGUAGUAGUAGUAGUAGUAGAAUGCUGCCGGCUGCUCUCUGA